Messenger RNA from Schizosaccharomyces japonicus yFS275, 1529 nucleotides. Its product is annotated as septin Spn5. Gene Ontology annotation, cellular component: protein-containing complex; prospore septin ring; septin ring. The record is from RefSeq and is a predicted model, not a curated record. Gene Ontology annotation, biological process: spore membrane bending pathway. Lineage: Eukaryota; Fungi; Ascomycota; Schizosaccharomycetes; Schizosaccharomycetales; Schizosaccharomycetaceae. The transcript is spliced from 3 exons. Gene Ontology annotation, molecular function: GTP binding; phosphatidylinositol-4-phosphate binding. Bases 121 to 1413 code for a protein of 430 amino acids.
CCAUUACGCACCUCCCUGACGUUUUAUUGAAAAGAGAAAAUUGCCUUCUCUUAUCCUUUGUAAGGCCCCUCAUUUAAGAAAGAAUUGACAUUUUGAACACGAGGUUCAAACAUCAUAACGAUGACGAGCGUAAAUGAUCAAACCCAGAUUGAACAGGAGACCGGUAACACUGAAGGAGAGUCGAAAGAUUCCGUGAAACAAGAAAAGGAGAUGAAACCCGAGGAAUCCAAUGCCAAUUCUCCAACUGAACUGUCGAAGCUCACUAAGAUCGUGAAACACAGCAAACCAGAACAACCAUUGGGCUUUGAUGGUUUUAAAAAACAAUAUUAUCGAUACGCUUCUAAAUUUGGUACAACCUUGAACUUACUGGUUGUUGGCGGUUCUAGUUUGGGUAAAACAACCUUCGUGAAUUCCCUUAUUCAGGGAAGCUUAACCGGAAAGAAAACCGCUAAAACAAGUGAUUUUAUGCAACAUAGAUUGCGUAUGACGGAUGGCGACAUUAACUUUAACUUAACAAUUCUGGACACUCCUGGAUUUGGUGAGAAGUGCGAUAAUAGUAAUUGCUGGAAACCUCUCGCAAAUAUCCUCGUCCAACGUUUGAAUGCAUAUUUCGAGAAUGAGAUAAAGGCAUGCCGUCAAUUGCCUAUCGUCGAUACUCGAAUCCACGGAUGCUUAUUCUUUAUUAAUCCUACAGGUCACAUGCUGGAUCCUUUAGAGCUCUAUGUUAUGAAAAGAAUUGAUCGCUUCGUUAACAUUAUUCCAGUCAUUGCAAAGGCAGACAUGCUCACACCAGAAGAGUGUGCCAGAUUUAAACGUAACAUCAUUAAAGACCUGCAGCACGAACACAUCCAAUUCUUCCAUGAACCAGGAAAGAGCAUUGAAGGUAUUAAUUACGGCAUGCCAGAGCCCUUUGCCCUCAUAGGUGCAACCAAGGGAAUGCAAUCAGACAGUAAAAACGCAAUCCGUGGAAGAGAGUAUCCAUGGGGAGUCAUCAACAUUGAUGAUCCCCAACACAGCGACUUCUGUGCGUUCCGUAACUUUUUGCUGUACACACACGCAGAGGCGCUAAUCGAGAAGACGCACAAAGUCAUUUAUGAUGCGCUUCGAACAGAACGUCUCAACAAGCUGAAAAGCCAACCAAACGGCUUUUACACCAGUUCAAAGAAGCUCGUUGAAGAGUACAUGAAAGCAGAACUUGGACGAGUCGAAAGAAGUCUGCGCCAAACGGUGCAAGAUAAGCUACAGGAAAAGGAGAACUUGUUGGCAUACACAGAAAAACAGUUGGAAGCCAAACAUAAGGAAUAUGAGGAGUCACUGAUUAAUCGUUGCAACGAACUGAAAUCUCAGAAGCAAAGUUUGGAAAACUUAGUCCGCAGCGACAAAACGAAGAAACACUCCAUCUUUUUUAAAUGAGACUGGAUGUGUUUAACGCGAUAGAUGGUUACAAAGAAGCACACACUGCUGGGAGAGAGAGCAAUGAAGUCGAGUAUGUAAUUAAUACAAAGAUACCAUAUUUGCAUGGAAAAGAA